Molecule: messenger RNA, 500 nt
Organism: Protomyces lactucae-debilis
Lineage: Eukaryota; Fungi; Ascomycota; Taphrinomycetes; Taphrinales; Protomycetaceae
Exons: 1
Coding region: 56-361 (101 amino acids)
Source: RefSeq, a predicted model, not a curated record
AGAGGAGAGAGUAUGUAUAGCUGGCUAGGAUAGAGAGCAGGAGCAGCGUAGGGAGAUGUGUGGACACGGGAGACAAAGGCAGCAGCAAGAGAGAGAGAGAGAGAGAAGAGAGAAGAGAAGGGAAUCAGAAGAGAAGAGACGGGGCCUAUGGGAGAGCAGAGCAUGUCAUCACGCAUCACGCCCAGGCCCCCGAUCAUCAUCACCCAUACCCAUACAUACUCACCCUCUCAUAUACACACGGCAUCGCCCUCAUCCUCCUCUCCCGUGCAUCCUCCGACAAGCGUACCGCCUUAUGCCUUGUCAGGUGUCCUCUUCCUUCUUCCAACACACAGCCCCUAUGUUCAACAUAGACACAGAGUAGAAGAUAGAUAGACGCAUGUCAGGUGAUCCCAGCGACACGCAAAGAGAGAGGGCCUCGGGCAAGAGGGAGUCUAUAUACGACUCAAUCUCCCUCCCGGAGUACCGGUUCCUGGGCGUGCUUCGGUGAGAUUUGACACAUC